Solanum tuberosum (potato) is the source of this 408-nucleotide messenger RNA. RefSeq names its product sugar transport protein 8-like. Bases 1 to 408 code for a protein of 135 amino acids. Gene Ontology annotation, cellular component: membrane. The record is from RefSeq and is a predicted model, not a curated record. Gene Ontology annotation, biological process: transmembrane transport. The transcript has a single exon. NCBI's taxonomy places the organism in Eukaryota, Viridiplantae, Streptophyta, Magnoliopsida, Solanales, Solanaceae. Gene Ontology annotation, molecular function: carbohydrate transmembrane transporter activity.
AUGCUAAACGUUAGGAUGAACAAUUCUAAGAUCACAAUAUACGUGGUUUCUUGUUGGAUUUUUGUUGCUUUUGGUGGAUUGAUGUUUGGUUAUGAUAUUGGUAUUUCUGGAGGAGUUUCUGUUAUGGACGAUUUCUUGAUUAAAUUCUUCACACAUGUUUAUCAAACAAAGUUGCAUGCUAAAGAAAAUAACUAUUGCAAAUAUGAUAAUUGGCUUCUCCAACUCUUCACUUCAUCCUUAUACAUAUCGGCUCUUUUCGUGAGUUUUUUUGCUUCAAAAGCUGCUACUAAAUUAGGAAGAAAGAUAACUAUUUUGAUCGCGUCAAUCUUUUUCAUUGUUGGAGCUGUAUUGAGUGCUGUCGCGGAGAACAAGUUGAUGCUUAUUUUUCAAAAGCCGCUACUAAAUUAG